Molecule: messenger RNA, 1523 nt
Organism: Halichondria panicea
Lineage: Eukaryota; Metazoa; Porifera; Demospongiae; Suberitida; Halichondriidae
Product: CUB and sushi domain-containing protein 3-like
Exons: 8
Coding region: 99-1430 (443 amino acids)
Source: RefSeq, a predicted model, not a curated record
UGGCAAUGGGUAUAAAAGCACAGGUUGACACUGCCGCAUGCAGUCUACAUUAAACUUUGAGUAGGGAUUUCAGCAGGACUCAGUGAUUUCAGCAAAACAUGAAGACAGCACUGAUUCUUUUGGUGCUCAUUGGGAGCUGCAUUCUAGCUGUGAAUGGUUUAGACUUCACCCUGAAGAGAUAUGGCAGGAGAGUACUUGCCAACAGUGUCAUAGACAUCAGCCGAGUUGGUCGUGAAUACUCGUCUUACUACUCUUGGUCUAGUCGGACAUCCUAUACUAACGAAGGACCUCUUGUGUGCCACACUGAAAUUCCUAACUGCUGUCGUGAUGUUGAUGAUCCAUUUGAAAACGAGGAGAAUGGAGAGUGGUUCUACCCCGACGGGCAGGUUGUUAGCAGUUCCCAGCGGGUCAACAACUUUUAUGUGACCAGAGCACGCCAAGAGCUGCAUUUGAACAGUUAUUCAGAAUACGGCCCAACUGGAGUGUACUGCUGUGAUGUUCAGAGUGUCAAUGGCUCGGGCAACAUCACUGCUGAGUAUGUAUCCGAAACAAACUACACAAGUAUCAACUCUUCCACUAGCAAGUGUAUCGGAUUGUACACUUAUUCUCAGUUACGACUCUGCCCUGAUUUCUCAAUUGGCAAUGGAUUUGUGACGUAUGACUCUCCUUAUAUUCCUGGGAGAGUGGCUAGAUUCUCUUGCAACCGAGGAUUUAGCUUGGUUGGUAAUUCUGAACAGACUUGCACCAACAGAGGAUGGAGUGGAACAAGACCCUAUUGUGGCUAUGAUUGCGGGCCUCUGCCAGUCCCAAGAAAUGGACGUGUGGAUACCUCUACCGGUACAACAGUAGGGAAGACUGCCAGUUACAGCUGUAACGAAGGCUACAAUUUGAUUGGCAGUUCAACCAGAAACUGCCAAUACAGUAAUUACCAUUACAGAUACAGCUAUUACCCUAGCCGUGUUGGCUGGUCUUCAUCUGCACCAAUCUGUGUGGAUGAGGCAAAGAUGCAGUUGAUGUUUUCACCUACUCCGGGUAGCUGUUUGAAUUGGGAAGAAUCAAGGGCCAAUGAAGUCAGUCUCGCUUUCUUUGGAGCCAUUCAGGAAGUGGUACUGCCACAUAUCAAUUUCACGAAUUCGACACACUCUCCUUUUUCGGUAGAAAGGAGUUUCUUCAGUUGUCGUUCAUCCCAGACUGAGGCCCACUUCAGGACCACUUUAUUUGGCCUGGAAGAUGUAUCUGCUCAUGAGAUGGUCAAAGUCAUUCAACGUUGGGUCUCCUCUGCUCCUUCUGUCAAAAUUCAGUGGUAUGUUGUUGACAUUGUCGAGAGUUGCCCUGUGGCUAUACCCUCCGAUGUCUAUGCCGAGUGUGCCGUUAAUUCUGGCAUGAAACAGUGCAGUGGGAAGAAAUGCUAUAAUGACAAGCCACAGUAAACUUUUUCUUGAAAAGACAAUGACGUAUACAUAAUGGAUUCUAUAAUUAUUAUGCUGAUUGUUACUGCAAUGGAUAUAAUUUGGCAGAUUGUA